AUGAUUGGCAGGAGUAACAUCUUCCGCAUCGGGAAGAUCCUGGUCGCUGCCGACUUUGCUUCUCACGACCCACACUCAUCACGGCCAUCCUUGCCCGGUGCCAUCGGUGCUGGGCUCAACUCCGUCAUCGCCCGCUCCACCACCCGCACCUCUCGCUCACCGAUCCUCCGAUCCUCGGUCGGAGCUCUUCCAGCUCGGCCAAAGUGGUUCACCAUCGUCACUAGUCCGUUUUGUUUCAAGGUCAAAGAUGAGCACCGACCAUCGACGAUGGUAGCAGCAUUGAUCCAAGUUCUCAUCGCUCAGUCAACUGAUGAGCUGGCUGCUCCAGAUCAAGAGACUCACAUGGGUAGCGCAUCGACAUCGCUCGGGCUGGUCACUUCCUCCCAGCGGGUGCAUCAGCGUGCAGCGGCUUGCAUGCUACAGUACCCCGCUGCCUCCCGCAUGAAAGCGCAUUCCUCGUCUGGAGGCGAUACUUCCAUGUCCAAACAAAUCGAGUAUCCUCGCCAUGCUCGUACCGAUGCGGGGCCCAGCAGUGCCAUGUGUCUCCGGUCAUCACUCGGUCAAGUCGGGCUGUCGGACGCCGAAGACGAGGCCUGGACUUGCGCAAGUCCGAAGCGCGGAGUCGACGGCGAUGGAAGAGCCUUGACGAGUCUGGUGGCGCUCUUCUGCGACGAAAUGGGCGCUCGAUGGACGUGUGCCGAGGCUGCAGCGUGGCCUGUCUCGCAUAGCGAGACCGACGGAAUCCAUAAAAAGCCUCGACUCUCCAUCCUCGUGCACGUUAUUAGGCGGCUACUGUGUUGCCUCUCUUUCACCAUGUCCCACAUCUCGAUCCUUUCUGCCCCACUCCCAUCCGCCAUCCGCACCAGUACCGACGACGCCUACUUCCACUCGCAGCCGGGCUCGAGCAAGCAGUCGCUCACGGUGCCCGAGAGCUUCCUGCGCCCCUCGCGCUCGCGAUCCAACAGCAUCCAUCCCCACCAGUACGGCGUCAACAGCCUUCCUGGCUCGCCUGUGUCGACAACGUUCCCACAGCGACCGGCGUUCCGUCGUGCACUCACCAGCACCGCAGCCUCUAGUGUCAGCUCGGAACAGUCGCGCUUUGACGAUCUGCACUAUUCGCAGACCCACUUUUCCAGAAGCACGCUGCUUGUCUACCCGGACUCCGAAGCGACACUACAGCCGAGUGGUGAGGAGCAGGACGGCGAUAUUCGCGAGCUGCUGGCAUCGUCGGACGAAGAGUCUUCGCUGCCCCCCUCGACACCGGGCUUCGAGACCACCAAGAUCCCACCGCGCGGAUCGUCCGUCUCGCUGACCACCAAGCAGUCGAUGGAAUCGGACAAGUCCGUCUACUCUGAAUCCAUCGUUCUCGCACCGGCACCCAAGCAGAGCCAAGAUAAACUCAGCGGGUUAUUGGCUGGCAAAGCUGCCCGCACGAGCGUGAGCAGCUACAACGACGCAUCGAUCCGGUCCAAUGCGUCGAGCGACUCGUCGAAGAAGAGGCGCUCGCGCAUCUUGAUGAAGAUCAUCCCGUUUGCGCGCGAGUCGAGCUCGCCGGCGGUCGAGGCGGCGCCGCGCUUCAGCACGUUUCCGCGCGCGCGGUCCAAAGGCACCGACGAGCCGCUGGAGACACUGGCGGAUCGGUUCAGCGGUAUGGCGAUGGACUCGCUCUCGCCGCCAUCGUCGGCGUCUUCGUUCACCUCGACGUUCUCUUCGACCCCGGCAACGUCGCCCGAGAUGGGUAUGUCGGAGCUUCCCGCUAGGAGGUCGGGAAGCCACGGGCGGAGAGAAGGGUGUCGACUCAAGGGCACCUCGUCGCGCGAGUCGGUGCGCACGCUUUUUUCUUCGCCGUCAAGUGGGAGUUUGACCGCCAAGGUACCUUCGCACGACGAGGAGAGCGAGUGGGAGAGGACGUUGCAGUCCGCAGCCAGCCGGGCGUCGUGGCAGAGCAGCAUCAAUCAUCGUCCGCGUCCACACGCGCCGGCGAGCUCCGGACACAGCAGGACGGCGAGCCAAUCUACCUGGCCACGCGCCAUCUCGAAGCCUGUGCACCAGCGCGACAGUCUGCUGCUCGAGCACGUCUUUGUCGAUGCGUCCGACGACGGCGUGGGCUCGUAUGCCGAAUCGGCCUACUCGCGAUUUCCGGCGGACCACGAGAGCUCGUACGAUCCGAGGUCAAGAGGUCCGUCCGUGGUGAGCAGCAGCUCGUACGCGCCCCCCGUGCGCCGACCCGCGCGGCACGGCCAAGCGCCUUCCGAGGGUCAGGAGGAGCUGGGACAGGGCCGAUUCGGCACGCUGCCAAGGGUCAAGACCCGGCGUCCGUCGACUACGGGCACGUCGGUGCGCGGCGAGCCGGCUCGGUUUGAGCUGCAGCCCAGCGCACCGCAGCGGCCCGUACCGGUUCGAAACGUAGUGCUGGGCACAGCAUCGCUAGGACGAGCCACGUCGCUUCGCCGAAGACCCGAGACGACGUCGAUCUGGCAGAUGGGUCGACGAAGGUCCUCGGGUGUCGGCAGUCUUUCUCACGCGGGGUCGUUCUCCGCGGGGGCAGCGAGGAUGAUGCCGACGAUCCCGCAGGGACACUCGCGCGAAACAUCGCUAGCGGAUUCGGUUGACGACGGCAUCGACCCAUGCGAGGUGGGCGAUGAGCUGUUUGCGCGCGGAUACUCGGUGCGCCACGACAGCCUGGCGUCCGACGGCUCGGGCGAGUGGAUCCCCCUGCGCUUCGGGUCGUGGCGCAGAGAGUCGCAGGACGACCUGGCACUGCUGAGCCCCGCUCGCCGCGACUCGUUCGUCCAGCGCGCGGCUGCACCCGUGUUCAACCUGACGCCGUUCAGAAGACCCACAAUGGACGCCGGCAGGCGCGACUCGAGAUCGGCGCAGGUGCCAGACGUACCCGAGGCCGUCACGUCAGAGACAGAAGAGGAUGGCAUCGAUCUCGAAGGAUGGUGCCGAAGAAGAAGCACCUUCUCAGAUCAGAUCCAUCAAAGCCCAGCCCGCACCGCCCCCGCCCUUGCUUUCUAG
Molecule: messenger RNA, 3021 nt
Organism: Moesziomyces antarcticus
Lineage: Eukaryota; Fungi; Basidiomycota; Ustilaginomycetes; Ustilaginales; Ustilaginaceae
Exons: 8
Coding region: 1-3021 (1006 amino acids)
Source: RefSeq, a predicted model, not a curated record